AUGCAAAAUUCAAUAAUAUCUGAUAGGCUAAAACCAUAUCUAGGUCCUUAAAUCUACACUUAAUUUACUUAACUUGCAAUUCAAAAAGAAUGUGUGAAUUUAGGACAAGGAUUUCCGAAUUAUCCAUCACCUUAAUUUUUAAGAUAGGCAAUUUCUGAGGAAGCAUUGGUUGAGUCAUUACAGUAUACUUCUACAUCGGGUUUACCAAGAUUAUUAAAAUCAGGGGCUGAAUUCUUUAGUAAACAUAUAGGAAUAAGUAUCGAUUCUGAGAAAGAGAUUAGUAUUGGAGCAGGUGCUUAGACUAUAUUAGUAUCUGUAUUUUAAGCAAUUUUAAAUAAAGGAGAUGAAGUGAUUUGCUUUGAUCCAUCUUUUGGUACUAUAGUAGUUAAAUAAUAUAUAGAUGUAUAUAAACCAAUGAUAGAGUUUUAAGGAGCGAAAUAGAUUGGGAUAGCAUUGAAAAUAGGAAAAUGGAAUAAUAAGGAAGAGAUGUUAAGGAAAUUUGAGAAUGGGAUAUUUAGAUAGGAUAAAGAGGAUAUUUGGAAGAUUGAUUUGGAUAGUUUAAAAUAUCAUUUAAAUGAUAAAACAAAAAUGAUUAUAUUAAAUUCUCCUUAAAAUCCAAAUGGAAAGUAUAUAGAUAAAUAAAGACUAGGGUUUACGAUUAAGAAGAGUUAGAUUAAUUGGCAGAUAUUUUAGAAAAUUAUCCAAAUGUAGUAAUUUGUGAAGAUGCUGCAUAUCAUCAUUUGCCAUUUGGAGAUUAUGAGAUAUUUAAUUAUCCAAGAAGCAUAUCACAUAAAAGAUUAUCUAAGAAAACCAUAUGUGUAAUAAGUGCAGGUAAAAUGUUUUCAGCAACAGGAUUAAGAGUUGGAUUUGCAAUAGGACCAGAAAGUAUUAUAAAAGGAGUUAAGGCAGCUUAAACAUAUCAUUUAUUUUGUUUGAAUCCAAUUAUGUAAGCAGCAACAGCUAAAUCUUUAGAAUUAUGUAUGGAUGGGUAAUAUUUUAAAGAGAAGAGAAUUUUUUAUGAAAAACAAGCAUAAACUUUAUUAAAGGGAUUAGUUGAGAGUAGAUUAAAUUUAAAUUAUAUGGUUCCAUCUGGUGGAUAUUUUCUAUUAACAGAUAUUUCAAAUGUUGAAAUUCCUGAAUAAUAUUUCAUUCAUCCAGACACAAAAGAAACACUUAGUAGAGAUUUUGCAUUUGUUUAUUAUUUGGCAAAUGAAUUUGGUGUGGUUUGUAUACCUAUGUCACCGUAUUAUAGUGAUAAAAGAAUUGGAGAAAAGUUAGUUAGAUGGGCAUUUUGUAAAACAGAUGAAACAAUUUAAGAAGCAUGCAGGAGAUUGAAGUGAAU
Messenger RNA from Paramecium sonneborni, 1342 nucleotides. Lineage: Eukaryota; Ciliophora; Oligohymenophorea; Peniculida; Parameciidae. The record is from the annotation of a GenBank genome assembly.